This is a messenger RNA of Mollisia scopiformis, 1042 nucleotides long. RefSeq lists its product as uncharacterized. The transcript has 3 exons. Lineage: Eukaryota; Fungi; Ascomycota; Leotiomycetes; Helotiales; Mollisiaceae. The coding region runs from base 395 to 1042 and encodes 215 amino acids. The record is from RefSeq and is a predicted model, not a curated record.
AGCGAGUUUCAACUUACUUUAACUUCCUUCCAUCAAAUCGAAUUGUUGUUUGAGACUUUAGAAACAAAAAUGAGCUUUGGCCCUUCGCCCCGCUCUUGUCGCAGCCAAAAUGGGUAACGCAUGACUUUAUACUGGGCUGCAGGACAUCAUUCCCAACCUGCCAGAUAGUCGCCCAGCUCCAAUGAACAUAUGAUACUACUUGGGACUAUUAUCUCAUGUCUGAGGAAUUUAUAUAGUGGAGUAUAUCUUCAUGUUCCUUUUCAUGGUUUUUCAUCGCCAUUCGUAAAUACGUACCGAGCCAAGUCUUCGCUUGAGGCUAAAUCGAGAAAUCAGCCUCCAAUCUAUUAUGGACCUUAAGACACAAUCUUAAAGCCCAGAUCUACAGCCACGCGAAAUGAUUGAUAGAUUCUCGAAACUAAUCGUGGAUGGACAGACCGAUGCAAAGGAAUGGACUUAUGUCCGCGAGACAAAGAACUACCAAGACGACCACGGAGUCACGGAUGUUAGCAGCGUAGACCUUCGUUGCUUCCAAUACAAAGGCGCUGCCAGUACAGUCACUGUUGCUGCAGGGGACUCUCUCGGCUUCGUCGCUGACCAAGGCGUUGAUCAUCCUGGACCUGUUCAGUUCUACAUGGCCAAGGUUCCCGAUGGAACCACGACUGAUGCUUGGGAUGGCCCAGGGAAGGUCUGGUUUAAGAUUGGUUAUUUAGGUCAUAAUGUCACUGCGAAGGGUAUUGAAUGGCCCACUUACACCCCAACUAUCCAGAAAAACGUGUUCGUCAAGAUACCAAAGAACGUUCCCAUGGGUAGCUACCUUGUUCGUGUCGAGAGCAUCGCCCUGCAUCAAGCACAACAAGCUGGCGGAGCCCAAUUUUACCUCGGUUGUGCGCAAGUCACAGUCACUGGUGGUGGGAGCGGAACUCCAAGCCCUCUAGUCUCGUUCCCAGGCGUGUAUAAGAUUUCAGAUGCAGGGCUUAUUCUGCCUGUUUAUCCUGUCCCUACAAGCUACACCCCGCCAGGUCCCGCGAUUUGGGAAGGAUAA